Messenger RNA from Hepatospora eriocheir, 408 nucleotides. NCBI's taxonomy places the organism in Eukaryota, Fungi, Microsporidia, Hepatosporidae. The record is from the annotation of a GenBank genome assembly.
AUGAAUUUUAUACAGUGUUUUGAAUGCACUUGCUAUGUUAAUUACAUUGAAAAUUUUAGAGAACUUAAAGAAAAAGUAUACAAAUCAGAUUGUUUAGUUAAAAAUGAAACACAAGAAUUUAUAAAAGAGAUAAAAAGAUCUUUUAAAAGUGAAUUAAAGAAUUUUAUAUCACAAAUUCCAAAUUUUGCAACUGAUUGUUAUAAUAGACUUUUAGAUGAUAUAGAAAACCCGUUAGUAAAAGAAUUUAUACUUAUUCAUCAAAUUAAAGAAAAAGAUCUUAUACAAGACGCUUUAAAAAAUUUCACAAAAACUUUUAUCCAUUUAACAAAUGUUAGUUUUGGCAAUAACUUAGAUGACAUCUACAGUGGAGUUUUUUUCGAUCAUUUUAUAGGAACUUUUAUAAUUUGA